Pseudomassariella vexata is the source of this 1215-nucleotide messenger RNA. RefSeq lists its product as uncharacterized. Lineage: Eukaryota; Fungi; Ascomycota; Sordariomycetes; Amphisphaeriales; Pseudomassariaceae. The record is from RefSeq and is a predicted model, not a curated record. The transcript has 2 exons. Gene Ontology annotation, biological process: proteolysis. Gene Ontology annotation, molecular function: metalloexopeptidase activity. The coding region runs from base 1 to 1215 and encodes 404 amino acids.
AUGAAGGCGUCACUUCUAGCGCUUCUACUGCCAGCGGCAGCGACCGCCCGUUUCAUCGAGGAAACUGAGAUUAACCGAGUCAUUCCAUACCCCGACGGCCUCAUCGAAGAGCCAGUUGAGCAGUUCUUGGUUGAACUGUCGCCCGGCGAGGUGAAAUGGAUCACUGAAGAGCAGAAAUGGGAGCUGCGCCGAGCUGGCCAGAACUUCAUGGACAUUACCGAGCAUGGCGACCUCGGUUCGCUCCGCCUCGCAGCCAAGACGAAGCCCGUGUUCCCAUCCAAGGUUAAGCUGCAGUCCGACGUUAACCCGCUGCUUGGUAACCUCACCAAGUCUUUGAUGAAGGACCAUCUCGAGACCUUCACGAGCUUCCACACGCGAUUCUACAAGUCCGACUACGGCCGGCAGUCUUCUGAGUGGCUGCUCAAGACGGUGCAGGACACCAUCAAAGAGGCUGGGGCCGAUGCAUACGGCGUCACCGCCAAACACUUCACCCACCCGUGGGGCCAGAACUCUGUAAUUGCCACGAUUCCUGGCAAGUCCGCCGCGACCGUGGUCCUUGGCGCGCACCAAGAUUCCAUCAACCUCUGGUUUCCUUCCGUCCUUCCCGCGCCUGGUGCCGACGAUGAUGGGAGUGGCACAGUCACCAUUCUGGAGGCGUUCCGCGUGCUCCUGCAGUCGCAGGAUGUCAUGAUGGGGAAUGCAUCCAACACGAUCGAAUUCCACUGGUACAGCGCCGAAGAGGGCGGUCUUCUCGGUAGCCAGGCUAUUUUCGCUGAUUACGAGAAAAAGGGACGCAACAUCAAGGCUAUGCUUCAGCAAGACAUGACUGGAUUCAUUCAGCGCACCAUUGACGCUGGCAAGCCAGAGAGUGUCGGUGUCAUUACUGAUUUCGUCGAUCCAGGCUUGACUGCUUUCAUCAAGAAGAUCAUCGAAGAGUAUUGCGAGAUCCCAUGGGUCGAGACCAAGUGUGGUUAUGCCUGCUCUGAUCACGCAUCGGCUUCCAAGGCCGGAUACCCGUCGGCAUUUGUUAUCGAGUCAGCCUUUGGCGACUCGGACAACCACAUCCACGGCACCGAUGACUUGAUUGAGUAUUUGUCUUUCGACCACAUGCUCCAGCACGCGCGCAUGAGCUUGGGUCUGGUGUACGAGCUGGGCUUCACCGACUUUGCCAAGCUCGAGAGCGAGGCGCAGAUGGGCGAGAUGAGCGAGUUGUAA